AUUUUUUUUUCUUGGCUUUUUUUCCUUUGGCUCUUUUUUCUUUUUUUCCGGCUUUCCCUUUAUUCUUUCUUUUUACAUUAAAAAAGAGUAGGGUGGAGAAAAUAAGCAAACAGAACGAAAAAGAAAAAUAAGGAGAGAAAAAUAGAGAGGAUACCUAGUGAUUGUGACAUAUUCCCUUUUUUACCAUUUUCCAACUAUUUGUGUACAAAAUGUCUCGUAAUACUCGAUGGUUUAAAUACGGAACGGCGAGCGCGUUCAUCGUUUUGACGAUCUUGCUAUUUCUAUUCCAUGCUCGAUGGAAGCAAUCUGAUCUGCAUCAUCUCCGUUUACGGAAGCCGGUGCGUCCGCAAAUCAUCCACGUGUCGCCAAUGGACCAGGAAAAAUUCAUCACGUAUCUACCUCACUCCGGAUUCCAUAAUCAACGAAUCGCUCUCAUCAAUGCAUUGGUGCUAGCCAAGGCCACCAACCGCACUUUGAUCAUGCCGGAACUCAAUGUAGGCGCAGCAACGUAUUGGCGCCCAUCCAAUGUAUUGGCGGGACGCAUGGAUACCUGCCCUGAUAAAAUCAAAGCUCAGGGAGGGUUGUCCGUGGAAGGAUGCUUUGAUUAUCGCAAAUACGUACCAAUUCCGGUGUCGUCCAUGCUGGAUGUGGCGUCGAUCCGGUCAUUGGGCAUCAACAUCAUGCAGCGCAGAGAUAUGCAUCUCAACUAUUUCGAACGAUACUGGUCCAUUCCACCCCAAGAUAAUGAAAGCCAGGUCCUGAUGAUCGAUGAUCCUGUACGGUACUCCUAUCAGAUCUAUGAAACGGCUCAGAUGCCUAGUAAAUUGCAAAAGUUCGAAUACCGUUUGAAUCUCGCGGAUAUCCAAACACGCCCAGAACCGUUUGUCGUUUUUGGCUCCCUGUUUGGGUCGCACCGCCUACAACUUUUGGAAGGGAGCAAGCUGGCGUGGGUACGAAGCUAUUUGCGCAAGGAACUUGGUAUCUCGCAUCCGGUCGUGCAAGAAAAGAGCUUGGAUCUGGUCUCACGGUUGGGCGGACCGGCCCAAUUUGCGGCUAUCCAUGUGCGUCAAGGGGAUGGCGUGUUUAAAAAGCUGCUAAAGACGACGGUGAAACGAGUUCGUGAAACGUUGGAACAUCGAGUACAGCAAGGCGAAAUAACGGCCGCUAUCAACGCGACGAUUCAACGCCUUGGUGCACUUUCGACGACGCAAGAAGCACGACAACAGCGGUUGGACGAAUGUCUGAAGCAGCAGUAUGUUCAUUCGCGACUACAGAUUAUCUAUAUGGCUACCGACGCGAAAAAGCCUCGAGAGAAGUUUGCAGAACUGUACAAUGAGUUUGCUUGUCUCUUCACGUUGAGCGAUUUCCCGGAUAUCAUGGAACAAACGACUUCCAGUGUGUUGGGAUUCUCUGCUGAAGAGAAAUAUUACCCCCAUGUGUCGCAUUUGGGAUCGCUUCUGUUUCCAAUGAUCGACGCCGAAGUAACAUCUCACGGCUCAUUUUUCGUCGGCACUCCGAAAAGUACCUUUUCCACCUAUGUCCAGUAUCGUAACUCACGAUUUCUGGAAUUUUACCCGCAAAAUAUAUCACACACGUAAUGUUUCCGACUCUUCUUUCCUAUGGGUUCCUUUUUUUUCUUCCAUCUUUGUCCCUGGUGCCUUGUUUCCUUCUCAUCCCUUCAUUCCUUUGUUUAUAUCUUUCCAUUUACACUUCCGUCUGUUCUUGUAAUAUCAUGCUUUAUUAUUUUUGUGAUUAUUUUUAUCUCUGUGCAUUCUUUUUUUAGUCACUAUGCAAUAAAUAUAACGCCGCUGUAAUAAGUGA
Molecule: messenger RNA, 1821 nt
Organism: Radiomyces spectabilis
Lineage: Eukaryota; Fungi; Mucoromycota; Mucoromycetes; Mucorales; Radiomycetaceae
Exons: 1
Coding region: 210-1598 (462 amino acids)
Source: RefSeq, a predicted model, not a curated record